This is a messenger RNA of Didymosphaeria variabile, 2886 nucleotides long. RefSeq lists its product as uncharacterized. Bases 1 to 2886 code for a protein of 961 amino acids. Gene Ontology annotation, molecular function: ATP-dependent chromatin remodeler activity; zinc ion binding; hydrolase activity, acting on acid anhydrides, in phosphorus-containing anhydrides. NCBI's taxonomy places the organism in Eukaryota, Fungi, Ascomycota, Dothideomycetes, Pleosporales, Didymosphaeriaceae. The record is from RefSeq and is a predicted model, not a curated record. The transcript has 3 exons.
AUGGCGGGACAGAAGCGACCCUACUACAACGACUACGGGGCCUACAGAGCGCCCCGAACCCUUCCAAACGGAGGUCAUGUGUCAUCGCAAGCUUCAUCGCAGUCGCGUCCAUCCAAGUCAGCGCGUACCAGCUACAAUUCUCAGCCCGCGCACGCAGCACCUGGCUCUUCCCAGUACGAUCCUUUUGUCAUUGACGACGAAGAUGACCAAGACGAUGGAUCGCAAGAGGUACAGGACUCUAGCCAGAGCUUUGGCGAGAUAGAGAGCUACGUCCUGUAUGGCGUCAUUAGCACGAAAAUCGUGGGCGUCAGGUUCUACAGUGGGCACGCGACUUUGGGAGAAAUCGCCAUUCCUCGCCGCGAGCCAAACAAUCAGUAUGAUCGCAAUGCGAUCCAAGUGCUUAACGUGAAUCGUGAGCAGAUAGGGCACAUACCGAGAACUCAAGCUGCGAAGCUUGCCCCAUUCAUGGACCGCCAUAGCUUGAUUAUCGAAGCUACAAUUUCCGGACGCAAGGAAUACUAUGAAUGCCCCCUCAUGCUUCGCAUCUACGGUCCUAGUGACCCCAACACCCGCCAGAUGCUUAUUGAUAACAUGAGAAGUGCCGGCCUUCCUACCUCAAGUUGGAAGGAUGUGACACAACUACAGAAAAAGGAGACGCAGCGACAGAAAGAGAGACAGAAGAUCGCUGCGCAGGCCGCCAAAAGGGCGAAGAAGCAGGGUGGUGCCGUUGUGGUCAUCGGUGGAGGUCAACAAUACGGAGGCGGACUCGCAGAAUAUGCAGCUGGGUCUUCGCAGGGUGUCGAGCCAGGACCAACUUUGGAAGACAUUAUCGGGGGUAGCGAGAGAUUUAAUCCCAGGAACGCUGAGCAGUUCGUGGAGGAAUUCGGCAUUAAAGAAUCGGAUCUAGCCGCAAUGCCGAAGGCUGCUCAACCCAAAGCUCUUUCCACUGAGCUACACGACUUCCAACUCCAAGGCCUGCAUUGGCUGCUCGAGAAGGAGAGUCCUAAGCUACCCGCAGAGGGCACCAAGGAUGUUGUACAGCUGUGGCAACCACAUUCAACAAUACGCGGUGCUUUCACCAAUCUUGCAACUAAUUUCUCAGUCACCAAACCAGUUCUAGCCAGUGGCGGUAUCCUGGCUGAUGACAUGGGCUUAGGAAAGACUAUUCAAAUCAUCUCCCUGAUCAUGGCUGACCGCCAGCUUGGGCGUCGAGCAACAGAUGUAUGUAACGCAACGCUCAUCCUUGCACCUGUCAGUGUGAUGAGCAAUUGGAGCACACAGAUCAAGAAGCAUAUCAAAGAGGAACAUGCUCUUCGCGUCAUGUUCUACCAUGGUAACCGGAAAGAGCCCAUCACGCCCAAGUCGAUUGGAAACUUCGACGUAGUCAUCAGCACUUACGAUAGCGUGUCAUCGGAGUGGCAUUCCCAGAAGUCCACCACAGUUCCUCGAAAAUCAGGCGUAUUCUCCGUCAAAUGGCGCAGGGUCAUCCUCGACGAAGGCCAUAAUAUUAGGAAUCCAAAGGCGAAGAAGACAGUCGCGGCGACCAAUCUCAUGGCUCAGUCACGGUGGGCAUUAACAGGUACACCUAUCAUCAACAAUCUCAAGGACUUAUUCUCCUUGGUCCGUUUCCUAGGUCUCUCUGGUGGUUUGGACAGUUUGGAAAUUUUCCAUGCCGCUAUCAUGCGUCCGGUCAUGGCAGGAGACGCUUGUGGAAGCCGGGCGCUCCAGAUGCUCAUGGCGGGUAUUUGUCUCCGUCGCAAGAAGGGAAUGUCGUUCAUUGACCUGCGUUUACCCGACCUUGCAGAGUACGUUCACAAGGUCACUCUCCUACCCCAUGAGCAGGAGAAGUACGACGCUUUCGAAGCCCAAGCGAAGGGUACACUCGAUCUAUACCGCAAGAAAGCGGGGGGCAGAGACGCAUCAGAUACUUACCGUCACCUGCUCGAAGUUCUCCUCCGCAUGCGCCAGCUCUGCAAUCACUGGAAGAUGAUCAGCGAAGAACGCAUCGACUCCAUCAUGAAGCAGCUGGAGGCCGAAGGCAUCGUCGACCUCACCGAGGAGAACAAAUCCGCCCUCCAAAACAUACUCCAGCUCUCCAUCGACUCCCAAGAAGACUGUCCCAUCUGCCUAGACUCCUACAAAGACCCCAUCAUCACGAAAUGCGCGCACAUCUUCUGCACCGCCUGCAUCGAGCGCGUCAUAGAGACCCAGCACAAGUGCCCCAUGUGUCGCGCAGAGCUCGACACCCUCGCCACCACGACCGUGAAGCCCGCAAAAGACCUAGCCGCCCCUCUACCCCCAACGCAGGAACAACUCGCAGACAAAGAUUCCCUUGAGAACAACGCAUCCAGCAAAGUAAACGCAUUAAUGAGCAUCCUCAAAGCUAGCGCACAGGACACCACAAACAAAACGAUUGUCUUCAGCCAGUGGACUACCUUCCUCACCCUCCUGGAACCACACCUCCGCGCUGCCGGCAUGACCUACACCCGAAUCGACGGGAGCAUGCCCGCCACCGCGCGCGACGCCGCCCUCGACACCUUCGAUACCUCCCCUACCUGCACUAUCAUGCUCGCUUCGCUCUCCGUCUGCUCCGUCGGCCUGAAUCUCAUUGCAGCAAAUCAAGUCAUUCUCUCGGACAGCUGGUGGGCGCCUGCGAUAGAGGACCAGGCUGUCGACCGCGUGCACCGGCUGGGGCAGAAGCGGGAGACGAAGGUUUUCAGGCUGGUGGUCGAGGGCAGUAUCGAGGAGCGCGUGCUGGGGAUCCAGGAGGAUAAGAGGAAGUUGAUGGGGUUGGCAUUUGCGGAGAAGGAGGGCGGGAAGAGGAGGAGAGCGGCGGGGGUUGCGGAUUUGGAGAGGUUGUUGGGGACACAGCCGAGGAGACGGUAG